UCCCCGACAUUCAGUACCCGCAGACAUGAAUUUGACUCUUGCACUGUCUUACAUGAUCGCGAUCAUGUGGCUAUUCUGUGGAAGAUGUAAAGCAGCCCCUGGAUUAAUCAGUGGCGUCCAUCGCAAUUUAGGAAAUCAUCCACAUAUCCGCGGGUACGCCGUAGAAGGCCUCGUGAAGGAUCUCGUAGAGGAUCUCGUCGGCGAAGACGAGGAUAAUCUACGACUCAGCAAACGCCAGCAGCUGGACGAUUACGGUCACAUGAGAUUCGGCAAGCGGUCCAAUGGUGACGACGAAGAGUAUGGGCAUUUGCGACUUGGCAGAAAUGUUGAAUAAAACAUCAUCAUGCCGGGUUUCUCUAUUAGAUAGUAAUCGUUCACACUCGUGUGCUAGAUGUAGAUAGAAUAUAUUUUACAUUGCAGCUAUUGCACGAUCGUAUCACGUUAUUCUACCUUCUCCAGUUUCUUCAUCUUCGUUCUUUAUACUGUGAAUUUAAUCUGCGCUUUUCAAAAAUACGCUGACAAGUUCAUUAUCUCGAAUUUAUAAUUUUAUAACUCUACUAUAUUUCCUUCGAA
Cyphomyrmex costatus is the source of this 573-nucleotide messenger RNA. It is a transcript of the gene Dsk, whose product is annotated as Drosulfakinin. The record is from RefSeq and is a predicted model, not a curated record. The transcript has 3 exons. Bases 26 to 334 code for a protein of 102 amino acids. Lineage: Eukaryota; Metazoa; Arthropoda; Insecta; Hymenoptera; Formicidae.